AUGACUGAUUUCGAAUACUCUGACAUAAAUCCAGCCAAUGAGCUGGAGAAAAGAAUUGCGGAUGCUUUUCUGAUUUUCGACCAUCAUGGGAACAAAACGGUAGACGUGCGUGAAAUUGGAACCAUUUUGCGCUUUUUAGGAUGCGUCCCAACGGAGGCAGACGUAAAUGAAGUAAUCUCGGCAACAGAAUUUGAAGAUUCCAACGGCACGGUACAUCUGUCCAAAUUUCUUCCGUACGUUAGUCAACUGAUUGCGGAGCAUAAAAUGGAGCCAGCGCCACCGGAAAAGCUGCUCAAAGCGUUCCGUGUGCUGGAUCAAGAAGGAAAGGGAUUCGUCGACAAGGAGUACAUGACCAAACUGAUCACCGAGGAAGGUGAACCGUUCACGGUGGAGGAGCUGGAAGAAAUGAUGGCGGUUGCAGUGGACAUGGCAACGGAUAAAAUUGCGUACGAGCUGUACCUGAACCAAUUGCUGCACGAACCACUCGAUUCGAUUUAUGCACUCGCUGAUACAUUGCCUAAUCGAAGCAAUCGCUGA
Messenger RNA from Anopheles marshallii, 537 nucleotides. Its product is annotated as dynein regulatory complex protein 8. Bases 1 to 537 code for a protein of 178 amino acids. The record is from RefSeq and is a predicted model, not a curated record. Lineage: Eukaryota; Metazoa; Arthropoda; Insecta; Diptera; Culicidae. The transcript is spliced from 5 exons. Gene Ontology annotation, molecular function: calcium ion binding.